GAAAAUGAAGGCGGCCAUAUUGAAGCAGUAGCAGUCCUGGAAGAAGGAGAAAGGAACUGAGCGAGUGAACAGAAAGAGUGGCGAGAAGAGACAGGGGGAAUUAUCGUUUGACGCGCAAGCAGCUAAACUUUCUAUAUUCAGUUUGAGUCCUCACCAUACCAACUUGAGACACCAUGAGCGGUGGGACACCAUACAUCGGCAGCAAAAUCAGCCUCAUAUCAAAGGCCGAGAUUCGCUACGAAGGGAUUUUAUACACUAUUGACACUGAAAAUUCAACCGUCGCGCUUGCUAAAGUGCGUUCUUUUGGCACUGAAGACCGCCCCACUGAUAGGCCCGUCCCACCACGCGAUGAGGUGUUUGAGUACAUCAUCUUCCGAGGGAGUGAUAUCAAAGACCUCACCGUCUGCGAGCCUCCCAAACCCACAUGCUCCCUUCCUCAGGACCCUGCCAUUGUCCAGUCAUCUAUUGGAUCGUCCCCAGCAGCAGCAUCAUUCCAGUCUGUGGGCACCUAUGGUUCCUUCAGUCGGGCCCGCGUGUCCCCCUACAGCCAGUUCAGCUCCAGUUCCCUUGUGGCCCAGCAGUUUGGGACUGUUGGCAUAGGUCGCUCAAGUCCCACAGUUGACAACCUGACAAAAAGCCCCACACUUGAGCAGGCAGUGCAGACAAUCACCACACCUCCCCCUGGCCCUCCUGCACCUGUGGGACAUAGGAGUCCUGCCUCAGCCAGGUCUGCCGCAACCUGCAGCCAGAAGCCCCCAGACAUCCCGGAUCAGAGAAGGGGUCAAGAUGCUCAGAAAAUCCCCAAACCUGACUCUGAGCCAGGCAGGAGUGAGAACAGAGAUGCUAAUAAAAGACAAGGUGUAGGAAUACCCCCAGCCCGGCGAGGUCGUGGUGGGGGACACCGCGGUAGAGGUCGUUUUGAUGUACGCCGAGAUGGGCGCAUGAAGUUUGAGAAAGAUUUUGACUUUGAGAGUGCCAACGCUCAGUUCAAUAAGGAGGAGAUUGACAGAGAGUUCCAGAACAAACUCAAACUGAAAGACGACAAGCCAGAAAAGCCCGAGAAGGCAGUGAAUGGAGUGGAAAAACUAGACUCCGCGGUGGAGCCCCAGAACAGUGAAGGAAAUGUUGAUGAAGAGGAUCCUCUAGGACCAAACUGCUAUUAUGACAAGUCCAAGUCUUUCUUUGAUAACAUCUCCUGUGAUGAUACCAGGAAAGCAGCAGAGAGAUCUGGAGUUUCAGCAUUUCCAAGGGAACGGAGACAGACCUGGGCAGAAGAGCGGCGAAUGAAUGCUGAAACAUUCGGCAUCCCACUACGCCACAAUCGGGGCCGCGGGGGCUUCAGAGGACGAGGCGGAGCGGGAUUCCGAGGAGGCCGAGGCCGUGCUGCAAACCGGGGAUCCUUUGGGUCCGCCCGUGGGGGACCUGGUGGCUUCAGGGGUGGCUUCAGAGGAGGGCGCGGCGGCAGAGAAUUCUCAGAUUUUGAAUACAGGAAGGAUAACAAAGUGGCCGCAUAGUACCUGGAAGACGGGUCCAAAAAGUGUAGCUCUUUGUGGUCCAGAAAUCUGUUUUGGUUUCAACUUCUGACAAAAAGAAUGAAGAAUUGUACUUGCUGUAUAUUUGUCACCAGCACUGGGGUAGAUUGCCUGAUUUCAAGGGGUGUAAAUGCAGUUUUCCUUAAAAAAAAAAAAAAAAAAAAAAAAAAAUUAUACGAGAAGUCUUUGUUUGAAAUGUUAGCACGUGGAUAAGAUCUUAUGUGUAAAUACAAUACUUCAGUGGGACUAUUCAGUAUUUUUGCAUCAAUAUUUGAGUUUAUUUCUAACUAAACUUGUAUUUGAUAAUGUACUGUUAGGUGUAAAGAGAGGUGUGCAGAAGCCCGCUGAAACUGUGAGAGUACUUUGAUCACUGAAAUAGCUUUAUUUUUUGGAUAUAACCUGUAAUGUACCUUUAGAAGCACCAAAAUCCUGUACAUAGCCAGUUGAAGCAGUGACAGCUUUUUACCUUUUUUUCUACUUCACAUAUCUUGAUGGCUAGUAAUCCCACUUCUCAAAUGCCUGUUUUAGGUAUCCUUGUCUGAAAUACUCUUGCUGUUUUAUUUUUCAGUUUUGUUUUUCUUGAGUACAUCAGGAGUACAAGCUUUUUUCAGGCAUACUAGCAAAAAGUGUGGAUCUUACAUGGAGAUGUUGGACAACUCCUGAAGUUUUACACUAUUUGAUUUUAUGCUCUUCUGUAGGUAAUCACUAAGACCCAUUCACACAGGUAACAGAAGAGAGAUGAUUGUAGUAUACAGCAUCACUUUGAGGGCUAAGUGAAUUCUGAAAUGUUGUUCAUCUAUAGCUUGAAUGUAUUUUCCAGUGUUAGAAAAAAGAUUUCUGGAAUUUCUAUCCCAGGUACUAUGUGAUUUCCAUCCUUUUGGACUUUUCAGUCUCCUGAGUAAGAAUUUGCAUUAGUUAGUUUGAAGAAUAAUGGCUCGUUGAUGGCCAACAUCCCUGGCAGCUGAGGCAGGUUAGUGAUGCAUAUAGUGAGUAACUUUUAUUACUUUUAUUAUUUUAUAUAGAUUCCAUACUCUUUGUACUAAGUAAGUUGGUUUUGUUCCUGUCACUAUGGCUGGUCUGAGGUUUUGACACAACCUGACUUAGUUGGAAUGCUGGGAAGAUUAUCAGUUGGUAAAUGUUAAUAGAAACCUGCAAUGCUGUCUCUUUCCAGCAAUUCUUAUUAACUUACUCAGGAAAUGGCCUUGACUCUCCUGGGGAUUGGAUUUUUAUGAAAACAUAUUUGCACUUUAAAGAGCAGUGAAAAGCUAGGUCAUCAAUUGACCCUUUAGAAAACAACCUGAUGCAUUUCAUGUUGACCACAUUUGGCAGAUUGCAACAAGUUAUAAUGUCUUGUAUUGUUCUUUGGUGUUUGUCUCCUGUGUGAAUGGGCCUUGAGAGCUGCAUUUAAACAUUACAACAGACAUGUAAGGCUUUACAUUUAAAUGUUAAUAUUAGAUGUGUAUGUUUUUGGUUUGGGUCCUGAAAACUACCAUGAAUACAAGUGUCCAUAGUAAAUUAAGAUGAUUAGAUGAUACAAUGAAGUACUAACUUUAUUUGGCCAAUCAGUAUGUUUGCCCUUUGCACGUUUAGAAAGGCCUCAGGGACAUGACAGCAUACCCCCCUCCAAAAAUACAGUAAAAUAAAGGAGGACUGUCCACAUAGAUACAGGACAAAAUAUACAGCAGUGUGAAUUUGGAGUUAAGUUAAACAUUCAAUGGGAUCAGAAUAUGCUUGAUGAGAUUAACUACAUUCAAGCCCUGAAGUCAUCGAUGUUCUGCAGAUCUAUGAAGUGUAAAUGUUCUAGGUAUUUGCUGUGAAUAUUUCCCUAUUAGGUAUGAUGUUUUAAGGGAGAUGUCCAGACAGUUAUUCUGCAGUGAUUGUAAAUUUAAGCUCGCUUCUUUUCUUACAAAGACUGAUGGAAUAAAGGGAUCUGAAUAUUCACAAUAUUUUUUCUUUUUUGAGAAGGCAAUUACAUAUUGUCGCCGGCUGCUCAUCUAAAAAGCUGAAACAGCAUAGAAAAGUUAGUUCACAAAUUAUACCUAGACCAACUUGAAGCAGCAUGAGAAAACCUCUUGUAGAUGAUGUAGGGCAGCUGUUGAGGUAUCCAGUAGUGAAAUGUAUACGACUUGACUGUAGUGAACACACAGAACACUGCCUGAUAGUUAUGUCUCAUGUGAAACCACAAAAUCAUGACUGGUGACACAAUUGUGAACAAGUCAGUGGUCUUUGAAUAGCCAGAUCCCCUAUUGUGUUGCAACAACUUACUGAAAUGGCCCAUGCUAAUUUGAGAUACAUUGUACAUACUAUGAAAAUGCUGUACUCUGUGGAUUUAAUUCUGGUAAUUACUCCUAACCUCUGGAUCAACAACCAAGUGUUUUGAGUUUUGAAACAAAACAAUCUAGCAGCAUGAUGUACUUUCAGUGUGA
Molecule: messenger RNA, 3958 nt
Organism: Megalops cyprinoides (Indo-Pacific tarpon)
Lineage: Eukaryota; Metazoa; Chordata; Actinopteri; Elopiformes; Megalopidae
Product: protein LSM14 homolog A-like
Exons: 10
Coding region: 174-1514 (446 amino acids)
Biological process (GO): P-body assembly; cytoplasmic stress granule assembly
Cellular component (GO): P-body
Molecular function (GO): mRNA binding
Source: RefSeq, a predicted model, not a curated record